This is a messenger RNA of Wallemia mellicola CBS 633.66, 919 nucleotides long. RefSeq lists its product as hypothetical. The coding region runs from base 145 to 750 and encodes 201 amino acids. Lineage: Eukaryota; Fungi; Basidiomycota; Wallemiomycetes; Wallemiales; Wallemiaceae. The transcript is spliced from 3 exons. Gene Ontology annotation, molecular function: DNA-binding transcription factor activity, RNA polymerase II-specific; RNA polymerase II cis-regulatory region sequence-specific DNA binding. Gene Ontology annotation, biological process: regulation of transcription by RNA polymerase II. The record is from RefSeq and is a predicted model, not a curated record.
CUCGCUAUAAUAAUUAUGGUUGUUGUAUUUAUCUAAUUACGCGCAUUUAAAUGUAUUGAUCAGUUUUUUAUUGUCAAAUACAUGACGAUCUAAGUACGUCACGCAGGUUUUCCCAAUACCUUCUUUUUCGAGGGCCUGUGAUUAAUGAAUGAUAAGGCCAAUAUGAGUAGUGAGGAUAAGGUUUCUCAAUUAGAGUCUUUUAUCAAUGAGGGUGACCCUCAGAUAAGAAUUGAUAGUAAUCCAAAGAUGUGGUACGAAAUGGCUGAGUUGGGUUUAAAUCCAUUAGAUGAUCUUCUUCAGCCGUUUAAUCCAACUAUACCAACUUGUGAUUCUCUACUAACUUCGAGUACAAGUACCUCAUAUCAGCCAACUCCUAGUAAUACAAAUACACCAGUAGAGGUUACCCGUCCAUAUGAAAAUCUACUUGAAGCAGUAUCUUUGAAAAAGCCCGUUGGACGCGCAGGUGAUAAGACUUUACACGUUAAUGCAGAUGGUCAAGAGCUAACGGAAACUGAAAAGAAAAAAGUAGCGUUGUCUCGUAAUAGAGACGCAGCAUUGAGGAGUCGCACGCGUAAAAAGCUCUGGCUGACAGAACUCGAACAAAAAGUCGAGAAAUUGAAAGGUGAACAGUCAGAACUAUUGUUUGAGAAGAGUACACUUCAAGAAAAGAUUAUUGCACUUAAAGAGCAAAUAGUCAUACUAAAAGAGGAACUUCUGCAAACGCAAGGGUAUUCCUACCCUGUUUUAUAGUUCGCUCUAUUGAUACAACGAAACACUUGAUCAAGGGCAUCUCCAAAAAAUAAGUUUCAUCCGUUCGUUCCUCGCGGAACUUGUUAGAUUUUUCUAUUAAGGGCUCGUGUUACAAUAAUUAAGUUUCGUAUACUUGUAAUUUGAAACAAGACAUUUUUCUAUAACACAG